This is a messenger RNA of Linum trigynum, 1617 nucleotides long. Lineage: Eukaryota; Viridiplantae; Streptophyta; Magnoliopsida; Malpighiales; Linaceae. The record is from the annotation of a GenBank genome assembly.
AUGCACCAAUUGGUAUCAGAGCCUGGUUACGAGGCGAUGAGCACCGAAUGGUUCUCCAGGGAUGACCUCAAUCGGCUGAUUCGGCUGACCGAAAGCGCCCUGUCUUGUUGCGGAAGGUUUGUGGCAGCCUGUGACAGAGCUACUGCAUCUGUCACCCUCACCACCCCGUCGCCGCCAGUGCCCACCUCCAUUGUACCGCCGCUGCCGCCAUUUGAAGAGCCGCAUGACGCCGUUUCGCACGCCACAAUCAAAGUUGAUUGGUCUCGCUCGAUCAUCCCCACCAUCACCCUAGAAGCACCGUCCACAUGGCUGCCCACUCCAAGACCACCACCGAAGGUCAUCAGACCACCACUGCCGCCUGUUGGAACCCUAACCCUCGAGGGUAUUACCUUGGGGAUGACCACCACGCCGACGUCGUGCAUAGACAUCCGCUUUAAAGGGGGGAGGCGAUUCUAUCUUAGAAAGAAGAGGAAGAAACAGCGUAAAGCUGCUGCUGAAUCCGCCUGGGAACCCCUGCGGCCGCGAGAGGAAGGCCUCGUCGUGUUGGAAAUUAGCCAAGGAGGACUCACAGCCGCACACGAGCUCACUGCGCUCCGGAUGGGAAACGACGAGCAGCCCUAUGUGGGGUCUUCCACGAACGAGCCAUGGCUAGCGAAAUACUUGUCCGAGAACGUGGGAAGCUCACUAGUCUCCAAGAACGGAUCGAUGGGGCAGGAUCGGGAGAGUCUUCGAGUGGGAGACGAAGAAGACAAGCCGCUGCAGUCUUCUGAUAUAACCACGACAGCAACAACAACUAUUAACGUACCAGUUGUUGCGACCCCAACAAAGCCAGCGAAUUUGGUGGAGUCGUCAUUGACUGUCAUCACGGCCACAUGGUAUAUAUUACCCGUACCACCCAGCUUCCGUAUGGGUAGUAAUCUUGUUCCAGAGCCGGCGCUUGCGUCCGCUUCAGCUGCUGUUCCGUCCCUCUUCCCGCCACCAAUCACAAGAAUUGGGAAGUCCACUCCUAGCCACGUUAAGGAGUCUCAACCAGGCAUGGCGACAUGGUUCGGUUCUAAUCGAGCCACUGAUUUGCGUGGCGUUGAAGAUGGAGAGUUGAGGUUGUGGCAAAGCACGACGGGUAUCAUCCGCGAGGUUGAGCUGUAUGGGUGCGCCGCCGGAAUCACCAAAGCAACCACCUCGACAUGGAUUUGUUCCACGACAGUCCGUCAGCAUGUGGUGGCUAGAGGAGGAUCAAACUCGAUGGCGAGCAGCUUGAUUCAAGGUAGUAUCGGGCCCAGUAUGAGAGGGUUGGCCGGGGGCUUGUUAUACGGCGUCAAUCCGGCAAGUUCUGAAGUUGGAAGAGCUGUAGAUUUGGGCUCCCAUCGACAGGUCGCGAUCUUUAAUGAAGGACAGCCUAUUGUAUUGUCCAACUCAACACCUGUGACUUCGCGGCUACCCCCGUUUGGACAAGUUACAAUUGAUUUGCCGAGAAAGAGAGCUACAAGGCAAGGAACUAAAGAGGGACGUGAGAUUGAAGUGAAGCCAGCAAAGCAUGUAUUUGGGAGUGAAGUUGGUGGUAACUUCCACGUAGAGGGGCUUAAAGGAUUCGGCCUUCUUGGUGAUUUUGGCAUUUAA